This is a messenger RNA of Sinocyclocheilus grahami, 2631 nucleotides long. RefSeq lists its product as uncharacterized. The transcript has 10 exons. The coding region runs from base 1 to 2631 and encodes 876 amino acids. NCBI's taxonomy places the organism in Eukaryota, Metazoa, Chordata, Actinopteri, Cypriniformes, Cyprinidae. The record is from RefSeq and is a predicted model, not a curated record.
AUGGAUUGCAUUCAGUCUGGAAAUGGAGACGCCACAGUGGAGACGGAGGGGAGUGUGAACACUGGGGAAAAUGAUACAAAUGAAGACAAAGAAAAGCAUGAUGCAGAAGCUGAAGUCUGUGUCCGUAAGGUAUCCUGGGAGCCCAGAAAGGAGAUCCAUUAUUUUGCCGGCCAUGAGAUCAGCAUCUGGGAGUCUCUCGAUUCAUUUGGUUCUGUCAUCUGGCCAGCAGCUCGGGCUCUGUGUCGAUACCUUGAGUCCAAUCAAGCAACAGUUGAUCUUGUUGACAAAGCGGUGCUAGAAAUUGGAGCCGGCACAGGUCUUGUGUCCAUCGUGGCCAGUCUGUUGGGUGCUUGGGUGACAGCAACUGACCUGCCUGAAGUCCUCGGGAAUCUGAGAUGCAACCUGUCCAGAAACACACGGGGCCGCUGCAGAUACACGCCACAGGUGGCGGAGCUCUCUUGGGAUUGUGAGCUCAAUAAGACCUUCCCUCAUUCAGUCUACAGAUACGACUACAUAUUAGCAGCUGAUGUGGUCUAUCAUCAUGACUACCUAGCAGAAUUACUGGUCACUAUGAGCUUCUUCUGCCAGCCGGGCACAACCCUCAUAUGGGCCAACAAGACCCGCUUUGAUUCUGAUCUGGUGUUUGUGGAGAACUUCAAAAAAACGUUCAACACCACCCUGCUGGCAGACAACGGAGAGGUCAAGAUUUACUCCGCCACCACGAGAGAAGAAAGUAGACUAGUGAUGUCAGAAGAGACUAAAGGGGUUGCGAGGAAAGGAGUGGAUGAGUAUGAAACAGUCAAUAAAAAGACAAAGAAAGAGAUGAACGAAGGAAAGAUCGAGGUUCGAGAAUAUGAAAAGAAAGAUGUACAAUUUAGAGAAGAACAGGCUACAGGGUAUGUUGAUGUGGAAAACCAGAAGGAAACAUUAAAGUUGGAGGAUGGAAAUUUGAACAAUAUCAAAGAUGAGGAGGACAACACAAACCUUGAAACUGAACCUGGGGAUAGUGGAGAUGAAGACAAUGACGGCUGCUGUGAGAUGGAUUCAACAUUUGUAGAGCAGAAAUCAGAAGGAAACACAGAAAAUGAUAAACAACAGGAGUACAAGAGAUCAUGGGCACCAACCUUUUACUACAGACCCGGGAAAGAAGUUUUCAGUUUUUUGGGUCAGGAAAUUACAAUUCAGGAGUCCAUCGAUUCUUACGGUGCUACUAUAUGGCCAGCGGCACUUGCACUUUGCCGAUUCAUGGAAACACUGCAGGGUCGCCAACACAUUGAUUUACUCGACAAAUCAGUUCUUGAACUUGGGGCUGGAACCGGCUUACUUUCGGUUGUCAUCACGUUAUUGGGUGCCAAACUAACAGCCACAGAUUUACCCGAGAUUCUAGGUAAUCUGAGAUACAACCUCAACAAGAACACGAGAGGCCGACGGAGACAUGAGCCCCUGGUAGCAGAACUCUACUGGGGUCACAAGCUGGAUGAGACCUUCCCCAGAUCCACACACCAGUAUGAUUACGUGUUGGCGACUGAUGUGGUCUAUUACCACGACUUCCUGGCCGAGCUGCUGGUCACUAUGCGUCACUUCUGCCAGCCGGGAACUACUCUAGUCUGGGCAAACAAGGUUCGCUAUGCCUCAGAUCUGGAUUUCAUCAACAACUUUCUUAGAUAUUUUGAUAUUACACUCCUUGAAGAGCUGGAUGAUGUGAGGAUUUAUGUAGCAACCAGCAAGACACCAGAGCAGGAAGGUGACCAUGUUCAAGAGAUGAACAAGGAAGAGGAGGACAAUGAUAAACUUGAGUCAAGCAAACAGGAUGCUGUGGAACCAAACUCUACAAGCGAGACAGGAAACAAUGCAGAAGAAGUGGAACAUCUGGAGUGUGAUGAUACUCAGAGUUUAGAAAAUAAGAUGGAGGAGAACCAAGUAGACAAAGGAUUCCAAGAAUUUGUUAGAUCUGCAGAGGAAGAGGAAGAAGCUGUACCUGCCAACACAGAACCAACAGAGCGCAGAUCCUGGGCUCCCAUAGUCUACUACAGUCUUGGCAAGGAGAUCUACUACUUUCUGGGUCAUGAAAUCAAAAUUCAGGAAGCCAUAGACCAUUGUGGUGGUGUGGUAUGGCCAGCGGCAUUGGCCCUUUGCCGAUUCCUGGACACCCCAACAGGCCGACAGCAGAUUAAUCUACUUGACAAAUUGACGCUAGAGCUCGGAGCAGGAACGGGCCUCGUCUCGAUAGUUGCCACACUUCUGGGUGCUAAAAUGACAGCCACAGAUCUGCCAGAAAUCCUUGGUAAUCUAAGGUGUAACUUGAACCGGAAUACCAAGUGGCAACGGAGACAUGAACCCCAGGUUACAGCAUUACCAUGGGGCUACAAACUAGAGGAGAUGUUUCCCCACUCCACCCAUCAUUACGAUUAUGUUUUUGCAGCUGAUGUGGUCUAUCACCAUGACUGUCUCAAUGAGCUUCUUGACACCAUGCUUCACUUUUGUCAAACAGGGACAACAAUUAUCUUAGCAAACAAGGUCCAUUAUCAGUCAGACCUGGUGUUUAUUGAGAACUUUAAGAAAGCUUUUAACGCCACAUUACUGACAGAGCUGGAUAAGGUGAGGAUUUACUCAGCUACCAUGAGAAUCUGA